Condylura cristata (star-nosed mole) is the source of this 2740-nucleotide messenger RNA. RefSeq names its product zinc finger protein 383 (gene ZNF383). Gene Ontology annotation, biological process: regulation of DNA-templated transcription. The coding region runs from base 320 to 1756 and encodes 478 amino acids. Lineage: Eukaryota; Metazoa; Chordata; Mammalia; Eulipotyphla; Talpidae. The record is from RefSeq and is a predicted model, not a curated record. The transcript has 5 exons.
CUGUAAAGUUUCGAGAAAGCCUUCUCCAGGAUGUUGCACCUGAAUUGUGUGGGAGCCCAAAUGCGAGAGUGCCUCUGGAUCUCGCAGAUUCUUGGCAGCAUUUCAGAGAGGAGAGCAGGGGUGUCGGCUUGGCCCAAGCUGGGCACUGGCACGAAACCGGAGGCAGUGCGUCAUCUUGCUGGAGGGACUACAUUUCCCAGAGGCCCCGGCGGGCGCAGGGUCGCCGUUCGCUCGCCUGCGGGACCCUCGGCCUCCAGGGAAGAAGUGCAAGGGAAGCAGCCCCAGAGAGGACUGAUCACCUGCUGCCCUACAGGAAACUAUGGCUCAGGCAUCAGUGGUAUUCAGUGAUGUGUCACUAGACCUCUCCCAGGAGGAGUGGGAAUGCCUGGACCCUGUGCAGAGAGCCCUGUACAGAGAUGUGAUGUUGGAGAACUAUAGCAACCUGGUCUCCGUGGGAUUUUGCAUUCCUAAGCCUCAAGUGAUCUCCUUACUGGAACAAGGAAAAGAGCCCUGGAUGCUCGGCAGGGAACUGACAAGAGGCCUGUGUUCAGAUCUGGAAUCAAUGUGUGAAAACAAGUUACUGUCUCUAAAGAAGGAAGUUUAUGAAAUUGAAUCAUGCCAGAGGGAAAUAAUGGGACUUACGAAGCAAGGCUUUGAGUACUCCAGUUUUCGGGAUGUUUUGGACUAUGGAAACCACUUUGAAAGACAGCUGGGAUAUCCAAACGUGCAUUUCAGCCAAGAGAUAUUCACACAUGAGUACAUGCCCACAUAUAUUCCACAUACAUUGUUCACUCUACGUCAAAUAAUGAAUAAUGAAGAGAAGCCUUAUGAAUGUAAGAAGUGUGGGAAGGUCUUUAGUCAGAAUUCACAGCUUAUUCAACAUCAGAGACUGCAUAUUGGUGAAAAAUCUUAUGAAUGUAAGGAGUGUGGGAAAUUCUUUAGUUGUGGCUCACAUGUUACUCGACAUCAAAAAAUCCACACUGGUGAAAAACCCUUUGAAUGUAAGGAGUGUGGGAAGGCUUUCAGUUGUAGCUCAUACCUUUCUCAACAUCAGAGAAUUCACACUGGUAAGAAACCUUAUGAAUGUAAGGAGUGUGGGAAGGCCUUUAGUUACUGCUCAAAUCUUAUUGACCACCAGAGAAUUCACACUGGUGAAAAACCUUACAAAUGUAAAGUCUGUGGGAAGGCCUUCACUAAGAGCUCACAGCUGUUUCAACAUGUGAGAAUUCAUACAGGUGAGAAGCCCUAUGAAUGUAAGGAGUGUGGCAAAGCUUUUACACAGAGUUCAAAACUUGUUCAGCAUCAGAGAAUCCACACCGGUGAGAAACCCUACGAAUGCAAGGCCUGCGGGAAGGCCUUCAGCAGUGGCUCAGCGCUUACCAAUCAUCAGCGGAUCCACACUGGCGAGAAGCCCUAUGAGUGUAAGGAGUGCGGGAAGGCCUUUACUCAGAGCUCCCAACUUCGACAGCAUCAGCGGAUUCAUGCUGGAGAGAAACCCUUUGAAUGUCUUGAAUGUGGAAAGGCCUUCACUCAGAACUCCCAACUUUUUCAACAUCAGCGAAUUCAUACAGAUGAAAAGCCUUAUGAAUGUAGCGAAUGUGGAAAGGCCUUUAAUAAAUGCUCAAACCUCACUCGGCACCUAAGAAUCCAUAGUGGUGAGAAGCCCUAUAACUGCAAGGACUGUGGGAAGGCCUUCAGCAGCGGCUCUGAUCUCAUUCGUCACCAGGGAGUUCAUGCUGAUGAGUCCCAACAGUGAAAGCUCUUGUCACCUUUCUAUUAUUUUAAACAGAAUUACUGUUUGAUAGUUACUGUCUUUCACUGUUGUUUCUCAACAUUUUUUAUACAAGUAUAUUUCACUCUGCCUUAUGAAUUCAAAUUCUGAAUUACACUUAUACUAAUGAAAGUUGUUAAGUAAUUCCUUGCUCAUGAUUAUUUUCUACCUUCUUGGUAAUUGCUUAUUUAUAUUUGCAUGUGUUUUAGGCUGCCUUUUUUGUUCUCUAUAUUUGUACUUACACCAAUAGCACAUGGUUUAAAUUGUGUGAUUUUAUUUGGGGAUUCCUUGUAGACUCAUAACUUUGUUUUUAAAGUCAGUGUUUGUCUUUUUGUUUCAUUCCACCUAUUUCUGUUAUUGUAAAACAAAAGCCAAAAACCAGAAACAAAAGUGAAGGCUUAUUUUAAUUAUUUUAAUCUUGUCAGCUAGAGAUAAAUACUCUCCAGUCGGAAGAGCAGAUCCUACUAGACUUUGGUUUUAAAGAAGUCAUCAUGGUUUCCAUGUUGUGCUCUCGCUGCCAAGAAAUAUAGUUGCCGUUUUAGUGACUAUAAAUUUAUAUUAUUUCUAAUGACAUUUACUCACUUUUGAAAAUGGAUUUAUUAUUUGUGUGAUGGAUGUAUCUAAGAUUUUGCAGUUAUAGAUUCUUCCCUGAUUAAUACGACCCAACAUUUAUUUCUGGUUGCUUGGUUUACUUUUAAAGCAUUUAUUCUAAUUGCUAAAUUUAUCUACUUUUUCACAUUGUAACCUGUUUUCUUCCUUUUUAUUAACCCAAAUUCCAGCCCCACCCUGAAGAUAACCAUUAUUAUCAGAUUAUUGUUUAUUGGUUAUGUAUUUUUUUUAAACCUAACAUAUUUUAAUGGCAUUUUACUUCUUGUGUAUCAUUACAUAUAAUCUUGCUGUAUGUAUUGGUUUGUUGUGAGGGUUAAAUGAAAUAAUAACUGUAAAGUGCUUAGAACUGUUCCUAUCAAA